UUCCUCAGCAGCCAGUGGGCGUCUCCGCGGCGAGAGGCAUGGACACCGCCCCCAGCCCGUGCUCGCUGGUGCCGGGUCCCCAGUUCCCCAGUCCCGAGUUCCCAGAGAGGUGAGUCCACUGCAGGUGGGUGCGGGACGCCGGGCAGCUCGAGGUAGUGUUGUCGCAGGCGCCAGCCCGAGCUCGCACCGGCCGUGGAGUUCAACUGCGCAGUGGGUUGCGGCAGCUUCGCCAGGCCCGGGGCUGGCUGGGCCGCGGGGCCGCCCUGGAGGCCGGAGCCGCCGGGCCUGCGGCGCCUCGGCAGCCAGCAGCCACCUCGCUCUGGUGCGGGAGGCUCUCCGCCGCCUCACACCCCCGGCUGACGCUGUGGCCUUGCUCGGUUGUACCGUUUAGCUCCCAACGACUUGCGUCAGGUCGGUUUCCGCCGGGAUGCGGGAGACUUGGGGCAAGCUACCUGUGACGGCUUGAACUUUUCUAGGGAUUCCGCUCCACCCGCCGGUUAGAGCGUAUUUCUCAUUUCCCCCGAGCGAGACCUGUGUGCUUGCUACUGAAUCAAAGAAUUAUUUUUUCCCCAGAGUCCUUUUAGGACGUUAUGACUUUUCCCCUUUGCAAAACUGCAAAAAACCGACAGGAAGACAAAACUCGUUCCCACUCCCAGAGGUCGCGUUGUCUUGAGUUUGGGCUAAAGACUCGCGAGUGAGGAGGUUUUGUCUCUGCAUCCCGUUCUCCCUAACAUCCUGAGAAAACCUUCGUUUCUAGCGUCUUUCUGGCAUUCGGAGAGACUCCUCGAGGGUCAUGAUCACAAAGGCUUAAUUAACCCUUACAAGGAGAGAGUUGUCUCCCGAUCCCCAAAAUGGCAGCUAAAAUGGAGAUAACUUUGAGCUCGAACACUGAAGACUCCUCUAAGCAAGAGAGACAUAUAAUAACAAAACUAGAAGAGAAACGGGAGCCUACUUCGCAAAAGAACUGCCCGGAUCCUGAGCUCUGCCGCCAGAGCUUCAGACGCUUUUGUUAUCAAGAGGUGUCUGGACCCCAAGAGGCGCUCUCCCAGCUCAGACAGCUCUGCCGUCAGUGGCUGCAACCUGAGCUGCACACCAAAGAGCAGAUUGUGGAGCUUCUGGUGAUGGAGCAGUUCCUGACCAUUCUGCCCCCGGAGAUCCAGGCUCGCGUCAGGCAUCAGUGUCCAAUGAGCAGCAAGGAAAUUGUGACUCUGGUGGAAGAUUUUCACAGAGCAACCAAGAAACCAAAGCAGUGGGUGGCUGUUUGUAUGCAGGGGCAGAAGGUGCUCUUGGAGAAAACUGGAUCACAGCUUGGAGAACAGGAACUGCCAGACUUUCAACCACAGACUCCUAGGAGAGGUCUCAGGGAGACCUCUCCAGCAGAGUCUUCCCAGGCGGAAGCUUAUGACCAGCUGAGCCCCCAUCACUGGGAGAAAUCCUCGCUCCUCCAGGAACCAACCCCAAAAUUGGCUGGGACAGUUCUAGAGGCUAGGAAGCCCAAGAUAAAGGUCGUCAGUCUGGUGAAGGCCAUUUCAACGAUGGCACUUUCUUGCUGGGUCCUCACAGGCUCAGUCUUGACUUUCUGGGCUCCAGCAAUCCUCCUGCUUCAGCCUCCCAAGUAGCUAGGACUACAAGCAACAAGUGACAGCCACUACACCGGGCUAAAUAAAUUAUUUUGUAAAGAUGGGGUGUUACAACGUUUCCCAGGCUGGUCUUGAAUUCCUGGUUUCAAGCAAUCCUUCCAUCUUGGCCUCCCAAAGCACCAGGAUUACAAACGUAAGCCACCACACCAGGCCUGCAGUCUUUUAUGAGAACACUAAACCCAAUCAUGAGGGCUCUGCCAAAGGCCCCGCCUCCCAAUAACAUCAAUUUAAGUGUUAGAAUUCCAACACAUGAAUUUUUAGGGUACACAAAUAUUCAAGCUGUAGUAAGAGGAAAGAAGGGGUGUUUGUUGAUAGUAUGAGCUAUUGUAUGGAUGUGGCCCCACAUACUGUAGGCAAACAGGUCAGGGGCUAAAAGCAUGAGUUAAGGGCAUGUGUUUUGAUGCCUGAGAGACAUCCAAAGGACGAUCUUCUGUAGGCACUUGAAUAUAGGAAUCUGGAGCACAUAGAAGAGAAAUUGAAGCUAGACCUAAAGUGAGGUCUUUGUAGCCAUGAGUGGCUAAGUGCACCCAAGGAGAUACCAUUUACCGAAAGUAAGCCAAGGGUACAUUCCAGCUAACCAGAAGCAGGUUAGAAUUUGGCUGCAGACCAUGCCAAAAGCCUGAGACUGGUAUUGAUUGUAAAGAAAAGAUACUCUACCCAGCACAAGUGAGAAGUACAAAGUAUCCACUUCAACAAGCCAGAGACACAUACGCUAGACAGGUCCACAGCUCCAUAUUGCUUAAGUGGGAUCAGGGCUGGGAAGGUGGCGCAGAGCUUCUUCUCCCGUCCUAACGCCUAGAAUCACAGAUGGGAGAUUCGUGUUGGUGUCUGACAGUCACACCUGUGUUACUCUCCUAAUGAUGCGGAGACAGGGACCUGAGGAGUUCCUCGGCAAACGCUGUUACCCAUACCACUAGAUUUAUAUGGAGAUCACCUAGCGAUAUGCAAUGGACAUGGCCAGGCACACCGCCAAACCCCACCGCUGGAUCUCCACCAUUCACCACAUCCCACUUGCUCCAGGAAUGCGCAGGCGCUGCCGGAAACAUGCACCGGAAGUGGAUUGUGACUUCCGGUUCCGCAUCCGUGGCCCGCUGUAGCGCAUGUCAUCUCAUUGGCACUUCCGCUGACCCAUGCGGUUGGUGGCUAAACUGGAGACCUGGUAUCUCCUUGAGGCCACGCAAGGCCUUCUGGGAGUCCUGCUCACCACAUCCGCUUCUCGGACUCCCAGCUUUAAGUGGCAACCCGCACCAGGCAGUAGCUGCCCUGUGAAGACAUAGGUCCUUGCUCCUGUACUCCUGUGUACAGUGAAGACGAAAGGAAAUUUAAGUCCAGCACUAGCUUCCCGAAAUGACGCCGGAAUUUUCUGCUUAAUUCCACCGAGGGAGCGAUUUUGCUUUCUUUAUUAAACAGCACGAAGUCACUCACUCUCUCUAAACCACAAUCCUAACAGUCUUCAAAAUUCACCUUACUGCCAUCUAAAACCACUUAAAAAAUUCAUUGCCAUCAUCAUAAAAUAGCAUUUAUUAGAUGCCAAAUUGCACAUUAGAUAGACAUGAUCAAUAACUUGAGAGCUUACAAUAUAGAGCUAAGACUGAUGAGCAUACGUCAAAAACAGUAAAACCAAAACAUUAAACAAACGGUAUAAACGUAUACAAUAAACAAACUUCUGAGGUAUCCAAAGGAACUAGAGAUUACAGCAUAUUCUCAUGUUUACAUAGAUGAAUAUUUAUAUUGUAUUCUCUCCUCCCCCACAGGCUUAAUGCAAAGAGAAAUGUCAAUUUCAAAAUAAAAAACAAAACACCUUUACUACUUAGAUGGGCCUUGGAAAGAUGGGUAAUGGUCAUCUUUGAAUCACAUCAAUAGCCCUCCUAAACAACAAAACAAAAACAUGAAUAUAUACACUUCUAAUGAAGAUAAUUUGUUAAACAGAUGGUCAAAGCAAAAACACUUUCCUACUGAAAUCCCACAGGGAUAACAAGUUUUAUGAACACUCAAAAUAGACUAUUCACAUAAACUGUAACCUGCUGUCUCCUGUUGUACACAAAGGCAAUAAAUUGCAGAUUACUUUGAUCAAACUCUGCAGUUUCAGAUUGUAUGACGUCUUAUGCUGCAGUCACUUGAACACUGCCACUUAAUUAUAUGGAAACUCAGGAGGCAAAGAUUCAAAAGGGCAUUUACUGAGCUUUAGCUCCCUGAAUUAUUGGGUUAGUCAUUUUCUGUUAAAUGAGGAGAAGUCAAUAGACUGCCACCUGUAGCAACAAAGCUCUAAAUAACACUAUUUUGAGUCCACCUCAUUCAAAAACAACUACAUUCCAAAAUUUCUUAAUUUACAAAAUGUAAACUGCUGACAUCUGAAUUCCAUUGGAAAAAUGCUGUAAUAACUGUUUAACAGAAUGUAAUACUCCAGCAAUCAUAUUAAGGAACUGUUAGAUACACAUUUUCAUCACUGCAUCAACAACAAAAGCCAAGAAAUUUGUCUGAAUCAAUUUCUUCAGCACAAAGUUUUCACUCUCAUAGUGUGUUGAAUUCCAUGCUGCAAAAUGCAGUUAACCCAUCAUUAUAGCAAUAAACUCUUGCAUUUAAUUUUUCAUUCCUAGAUUAACUUUUAUCUAGUAUUUGUGAAUAGCACCUAACAUGGUAGGCUAAUAUUUCUGAGUUAAUGACAAUUUUAUGGAAUUUAUCUCCAUCAGUUGACACUAUAAACAGAAGGCAGAAAAUGCCGUCACCAUAAAAAGCCUGAAUCUCACCAGCAGAUAACAUCUUUUCCUUCAAUUCCCUGGGGACAAACCAGCUUGAAUUACAUCCAGCAAAUGUAUUUAAGUGCAAGUGCACAAUAAGCAAACAACUGAAAAUACACCUAUUUCACAGUAACUGACACCUAAGGGAUUUUUUUUUCAUUUUUUUCUGUAUGCCAAUCAUUAAUAGUAUUAGACCAAAAGCCAUUUUAGUUAUAUCCACAUGUGUGUUAAUGUUUCUGAGAAGUGGUGUUUUCUUCUAAUUUUUAGGGAAGUUUGUCAUAAUCUUCCAAAAUGUGGAGAAUAAAUAAAACUCCAAAAAAUGAGAGGUUAAUUGUGAAGAAAGACUCAUAUGGAAAGGCAAACUUCCAUAAUAAGGUGAAGAACAGGACAAAUUCUCACUUUCUGCUAUAUUUUCUAGGAGCAAAAAAAAAAAAAAAUGA
Messenger RNA from Callithrix jacchus (white-tufted-ear marmoset), 4818 nucleotides. It is a transcript of the gene ZNF174, whose product is annotated as zinc finger protein 174. Gene Ontology annotation, biological process: regulation of transcription by RNA polymerase II. Gene Ontology annotation, molecular function: RNA polymerase II cis-regulatory region sequence-specific DNA binding; DNA-binding transcription factor activity, RNA polymerase II-specific. NCBI's taxonomy places the organism in Eukaryota, Metazoa, Chordata, Mammalia, Primates, Cebidae. The record is from RefSeq and is a predicted model, not a curated record.